AAUAGAUUUGAAUCAAUAUGUCUACAUUGCAGCAGAAAGAAUAUCUGAAUGAAGUGCACCCAAGAGUUAGGAAUAUCUCCAAAGGGAAUAAGCUUGCCAAGACUCUUCAGUUCUCUUUAAUAUCGCUUCUCUUGAUUAUAUGCUUUUUCUUAAAUUGUGUUAAUUGCGCUGAGAGCAAGCCUGAUACAAAAGAAUCUUCAGAAAUUGAAGCCGGAACACUGGUAGCUCAUGAAAUUGGCUCUCUUUAUGAUGAGCUCUUACAAAUUGAAGAAAAUAUUGGGAAAAGUAUUCGGAAGCUACAGCUUUUACAGAAAAUCCAGAAGACGAAAGUGUCUCUUCAUUCAGUUCAAAGUUUGAAUAAAGAAAAUGCUCUAAAUUCUGAAAUUAAUGCUAACGAAGGCACAGUAGAUAUAGAGGAAGACUAUAAUUAUGAAAAUCUCUUCAAAGAGAAACUGACCCAUGAAGAACUGUCUGUAUCUAAUUCAUUUGUCGAAAAGAAUAUAUUCGAACUGCAGAAUACUUCUUUCGUGAAAUAUGCUUUCUUGGAUACUCCUGCAUAUGUAGACUUAUUCAGAGAUUACACAGAAAAAGUUUUAAUUGGGCUUUUAAAUGAUGGAAAUCUAGCAAUAUUUUCGUUAAAUAGUGGUGUAGUUGUGAACUCUUAUAACCUAACUUCCAUAUUAAGCCAAGAUCCAAGUGUUCCAAUUCCUCAGAGUUGGGAAACAGAAGUUCAGAACUUUUUAACAAGCUCAUACGAAUCCUACAUGUCAGUUAUUUUCUCGGAUAGUUCAGGGAAUACUUACAUAAUUGACUUAAGUAUUCAACCAGUUAAAAGUAAUGAUAACAGUGAAAAAGAGGUCAAGAGGUCGAUUAGAGAAUUAGGCGUCAGCAAUUUUAAAUAUUUCAACGCAUGGCAAGAGCUAAAACAAUCUAAUUCAACUCUUUAUGAAGAAGAAAUUCUUAAAGCAGGGGAGCAAAUCUCUAUAACUAAGCUGACGUACUUUCCUAAUAGAGACCAAGGAAUCUUUGUUUUUGUAGACGAGCAAGGAUAUUUCAAUCUCUUCCGAAGGAUUUCUUCUCAGAAUUCAGAGUCAGGCUCUUCCCACCAAGUAUCGUUCUUCAAAAGAGUUCAUUCAGGAUUUGGAAAUGUGGAAAUAGUAAAGCAACAGAUGUAUCUGACCUUAUUUACUGAACAAAACAAAAUUGGUUUUAUUAGAGCUUUUGACGGUGAAAAAGGAAAUGCAAACUGAACUCUUAACACAACUCAGAUCGUUGACCUUGACUUUGACAAAGACAAGCCUGGUGUCUUUUAUGCACUCACACAGCAAGGAGAUAUUAUCAUGAUCCAAGCAAAGACUAAAUCUGGGAGAGAUGUUAUUUGUGAAGAAUUUGGUAGAAUUUUAAGCACAGAACAAAACUCUAAAUUGCUUGCUCUAUCAAAUACAAUUGUGACUUAUUCAACCAAUUCAGAUUUGAUGCAAGUUUUUAAUAUAACUAACUAUAAUACAAAAUCCUCUAACAUUGAAGGAAUCACAAUGAGAAAGAUGAAUAUCAGAGAAGAGAUAGUGAAUAGUAGGAAUCAAUUGAUGAUCAGUAUCUCUGAGAAUAAAAACAAGCUAAUCCUUAUUGACAUCAUUUAUUCAAAAUAUUUCGAAGAACCCUGGUACAUAACUUACCUUGGAAAUAAAGGUUUGGUGUUUACGGUAAUCAUCAUGAUCAUUAUUGCUUACCAAAUUAUCAAAAGCAGAGCAUCACCUGAGGAUGAAGAAAGUGAGCAAUUCAAAGGUAUUAAAAAGCUUUUAGAGAAAAACAACAAUAAUAUGAACCAUCAUAAUGCGAAACUACAAGAGAUUUCCAAGAACCUUGCCUUCUUCGGUGGUCAAUCUUCUGACAAAAGCCCUGGUGGGAUGAAGUCUAACCUGAGAGAUCCUAAAUCACCAAUGAAUUCGGUUACUAAGAAUGUCAGAUUUGCUGAUCAAGUUAGUUAG
This is a messenger RNA of Moneuplotes crassus, 1988 nucleotides long. The record is from the annotation of a GenBank genome assembly. Lineage: Eukaryota; Ciliophora; Spirotrichea; Euplotida; Euplotidae.